UUUUGAAAGGGAAAUCAGUAUCGGAUUCACAAAGCGUUUCAGUUGGGAACCUUCCAACCUACAAUGUUGGACACGGCGUCGUGAGUAAUAAAGUAAUGUCCUGCGAAAGUGAGAGGACAGCAUCGUCCAUUAUAUAAACGAAUGAUCGGUGAACGCUGGCCAAAUGACAAUGGCACAUGUUGGGGCAGUAGUUGCAGCAAUGGCUGGUGUGAUGUCCAUUCUGCUUCAUUCUUCCAUACACAAGAUUGAGGAAGGACAUUUAGCUGUGUAUUACAGAGGAGGAGCUUUGUUGACAUCUCCUAAUGGCCCAGGUUACCAUAUAAUGCUGCCUUUUAUCACUUCAUACAGAUCAGUGCAGACAACUUUGCAAACUGAUGAAAUAAAAAAUGUGCCUUGUGGAACCAGUGGGGGUGUUAUGAUCUAUUUUGACAGAAUUGAAGUGGUCAACAUGCUGGUUCCAUCAGCUGUGCUGGAGAUAGUGAAGAACUACACUGCAGACUAUGACAAGACGCUAAUCUUUAACAAAAUUCACCAUGAGUUAAACCAGUUCUGCAGUGUGCACACACUACAGGAAGUCUACAUAGAGCUGUUCGACAUAAUUGAUGAGAACUUAAAGACUGCACUGCAGAAGGAUUUGAAUGCUAUGGCUCCUGGUCUCACUAUUCAGGCCGUGCGAGUCACCAAACCUAAAAUUCCAGAGUCAAUCAGAAGAAACUAUGAGCUAAUGGAAGCAGAGAAGACAAGGCUGCUUAUCACCGUUCAGACGCAGAAAGUUGUGGAGAAAGAGGCUGAAACUGAGAGAAAGAAGGCCAUCAUAGAGGCUGAGAAAAUGGCUCAAGUGGCAGGGAUUCACUUCCAACAAAAAGUGAUGGAGAAGGAAACAGAGAAAAAGAUCUCCGAAAUAGAAGAUGCUGCUUUUCUGGCAAGAGAGAAGGCAAGAGCAGAUGCAGAAUAUUACACUGCUGCAAAAUUUGCUGAAGCCAACAGGCUGAAGCUUACACCAGAGUACCUGGAACUGAUGAAAUAUCAGGCCAUAGCCGCAAACAGCAAGAUCUACUUCGGUCAGGAAAUCCCAAACAUGUUUGUAGACAACAGUGCCUCCCGUCCAGCCGUGGGCCAGGGUGCGGCAGAUUUGAUGGAGCAGCUGGAGUCCUUGAGUAUGAAAGAGAGUCUUAAGAAAGCGUCCAAGCCCAAAGCCACAGAAGGCCAUUGAGGGGCCUGAGAGCUGUCCACCCCCUCUUCCUCUGCAAUUUCUCUCUCUCUCUCUCUCUCUCUCUCUCUCUCUCUCUCUCUCUCUCUCUCUCUCUCUCUCUCUCUCUCUCUCUCUCUCUCUCUCUCUCUCUCUCUCUCUCUCUCUCUCUCUCUCUCUCUCUCUCUCUCUCUCUCUCUCUCUCUCUCUCUCUCUCUCUGUCUGUGGCAUGGGUGCUUAUGAGGCAUGCUGACAUGGAUGCUUUUCACUCUUCUACUACAGUGGGGUUGGGUGCUUGACUAGCUGUGCUGUGAGUCAGUAAGCUGAAGAGACUGUCACACAGAGCCUGUGGUUUUCCAGCAGUCAUUUCAAAACUAAAAAGUAAUGUCUAAGAACUGUGCUACUGAAUAUUGCCAGGUUGAAUUGUUGCGAUUCAAAUAUAAAAAAAAUCCCUCCAAUGUCCCUAACUCACAUCAGCAUGCUUUUUCCCUUUUUUUGCUCUCAACCUUGGAUUCUCUUUUACAAAUCCAUGCUAAUUAUUUUUUAGAUGCAGAUGCAACUAGUAUGUGCAUUUCGAGGUUUACUUUUAUGUGUUGUCUUUAACAUAACUGGAAUUAUAAGGCUUCACACUAAUUGAGAUCAAAGACAGUGGCUUUAUUAGCUACAAUAUGAUGAGACUCAUUUUGUAGCCAACAUUUGUCAUCUUUUCUUUAAUAUAUAUUUGAGGGAUACUUAACUCUAAAAUUUAUAUUCUGUCAUCCUUUGUUCAUCCUCACAUCGUGCCAAACUUGUAAGAUCAUCUUAUGUAGAACAAGGAUAUUUAAAAAAUGAAAAUAAUAAUAAGAGGUGUUUUUCUUUCUUCUUUUUUUGUCCAUACACUGAAUUUUGUUGAGGUCCAAUAUUGUACCAUACUUGGACCCCAUUGACUUUCAUUGUAUGGACAAAAACAGUUUUAAACUAUCUUUCUUUUGUGUUUUCCGCAGAACAAAUAAUAAGAAAUAAAGUCCAACUGGUUUAGGAUGACGUGAGGAUGAGUAAAUAACAGAAUGUAAAACAUUUUUGGUGAUCUACCCCUUUGGAAAUUUCUCAUUUUCAUUGUCACUAAAUUCGUUAUAGUUAAAAUCUUAAUUUAGUUCAGCCACAGCUGCAGAGAUCAGUGGUUUUUACAUGUAAAUGUAAGAUCAAUCUUGUUUUAAAAUUAUCCCUGCUUGAUUUUUGUUGAUCUUUAUGAAGACUUUUUCUACGACCUUGAGACCUGAAUACUUGGUGUGAAUUAAAUUUCAUGUAAUGUCAGAAAUAGUGGGUUUGGUAUAGUAUUGUGUAGCUUGUUAGUUUGUGGGUGCUCUGUGGAUGAUGUUGAAUUGUUGGUUUAUAGAAAUGGUGACACCGAGCAUGGGUUUCAUAAAGUUUCAUAAGAUGUUAAUGUUUUGUUCCGGGGCUCCUGUCUUUGAAAAGCUAUGAGAUGAACAGCUGUUUGGUUAUAGUCGGUUCCUUUAUGACAGAAAAAUGCCUUUAUGCCUUUAGUUGAGCUUGCUCGUUUUGUCAUUACUGGAAGGAGUUUAUUUCAAAGGGAAUUCAGUUACAAUAAGGGCUGCAGUAUUAUUAGGCACUAUCAACGAAAUUUAGCAUUAUGGUGGAUAAAUGCAUUAAUGAUCAGACAUUGUAACAACAUAUUAAUGCAUUUUGGGAGCCAUGUGAUGUUUUUCACUGGAGUUGCCCUGAAGCCUCAAAAGCUUCAUCAGAAUUUCACCACUAGAGGAAGCCAGUGAUCUUCAGGAAUCUAAAGACUGGACAACAGAGAGUUAAAUGACUCCAAAA
Messenger RNA from Rhinichthys klamathensis goyatoka, 3007 nucleotides. It is a transcript of the gene erlin1, whose product is annotated as ER lipid raft associated 1. Gene Ontology annotation, molecular function: cholesterol binding; ubiquitin protein ligase binding. The record is from RefSeq and is a predicted model, not a curated record. Gene Ontology annotation, cellular component: endoplasmic reticulum; endoplasmic reticulum membrane. The transcript has 12 exons. Gene Ontology annotation, biological process: SREBP signaling pathway. Bases 164 to 1213 code for a protein of 349 amino acids. Lineage: Eukaryota; Metazoa; Chordata; Actinopteri; Cypriniformes; Leuciscidae.